Pelodiscus sinensis (Chinese soft-shelled turtle) is the source of this 1472-nucleotide messenger RNA. It is a transcript of the gene SNX20, whose product is annotated as sorting nexin 20. Gene Ontology annotation, cellular component: early endosome membrane. Gene Ontology annotation, biological process: protein transport. Lineage: Eukaryota; Metazoa; Chordata; Testudines; Trionychidae. Gene Ontology annotation, molecular function: phosphatidylinositol phosphate binding. The record is from RefSeq and is a predicted model, not a curated record.
GUCUGCUACAAGACAACAGACAUGUUCUUCUAUAUUUUGAAAAUAAAAGGAAAAGUUCCCAUGAAAUUAUAUAGAUUGCAAUCUUAUCACCCUUGAAAACUCUGCAAAAGCUAAAAGCAACAGUUUCACAAUGGACCUAGAUCAGCACGACACAGCAGAUCAGUGGGAACCUGUCACUGACAUGUCAACAUGUUCUGCAGCCGCUGAGUCCGAUGAAGAACAAGAUGAAACCAAUGCUGAAAUUUCAUGUCAAGUGAACAAUGAAAAUCUAGAAACGGCCACUUUCUCAGAUACCAGUAACUCCCCAAAUCUCAACUCCACAAUGACAACUAAGCAGCUUCAGGAACACUGGAGGAAUGAGAAACGCCGCUGCAGACAAGUUAAACUCCUUUUUGAAAUCCCAUCAACCAGAAUUGUAGAACAAUACUUUUCUAAAUAUGUGUUGUAUAAAAUCAUUAUCAUCCAGACAGGCAGUUUUGAUGGCAACAAAACUGUCAUUGAGCGUCGAUACUCAGAUUUUGAAAAACUGCACAAAAAUCUUUUGAAAGACUUUAAUGAAGAAAUGGAAGAUGUGACCUUUCCCAAAAAGAGCCUGACUGGAAACUUUACAGAGGAAAUGAUCAAUGAAAGAAAAUUAGCCUUCAGGGACUAUCUGGGCUUUCUGUAUUCUAUGAAGUAUAUCCGGAGAUCCAAAAAAUUUAUUGACUUCUUAACAAGACCAGAGAUGGAGGAAGCUUAUGGCUGCCUAAGAGGAGGCCAAUAUACAAAAGCUUUGGAAAUACUUGUGCAAGUCAUCGCUCUGCAGGAAAAAUUAACCAAACACUGCCCUGUUUUAAUAAUCCCUACACUCUGUGCUAUAGUCGUGUGUCAUAAAGACCUUGAGAACCCAGCAGGUGCCUAUGAAUAUGGAGAGAAGGCUUUACUUCGCCUACAGAUGCAUGGUGGGCACAGGUAUUAUAUUCCAUUGCUAGAGACAAUGAUCACUUUGGCAUAUGAACUUGGCAAGGAUUUUCUAUCCUUGCAAGAGAAACUGGAAGAGAUUAAGGCAAAAAGAGAUCAAAUAAAGGUGUUUUCUCUGAAAGAACUUGCAGUUCGCGAGUAUAUACAAUGAAUGCAAGAACAAAAUCAUUGAUUGUAUUUCACUGAAUAGCAAAAACAUCUGAACCUAUUCCCAUUGAAGUCAAUGAAGAAUAGGGGCUUUUAAAUGGGUUCUUAAAGCAGUUUUGAGUAGAGAAUGCAGCUUAGAAAUACAGAAAGCAAAAGUUAAGAUUCUGAUAGCUUUCAAUUUUAAAAAAUAUGGUAAAAUAUAAAAGGGUCAUUAUCCCAUUUCUCUAAGACAAUGUUGUACUUACAUUGUUACAAAUGAUACCUAUGCUUACAAAAAUGGGAGGUAAUUUGUGUGGAAAAACUCUUUUUUUCAGUUUAUUUUUGACUGUACUUUGUGUAUAGCCAGUUUCACCUGUAUAGUCAAU